Molecule: messenger RNA, 4623 nt
Organism: Scylla paramamosain (green mud crab)
Lineage: Eukaryota; Metazoa; Arthropoda; Malacostraca; Decapoda; Portunidae
Product: AF4/FMR2 family member lilli-like
Exons: 9
Coding region: 227-2209 (660 amino acids)
Molecular function (GO): protein binding
Source: RefSeq, a predicted model, not a curated record
AAGUUUGAACACUUGUGUGCUGACGUCACGGUCCUCUGCCAAGGAAAACUUUCCCAUCACUACAUCACGGACAGACCUCGUCCUGUGUGUAUCGCAGCCACUGAAGGGUCGCCGCUACACACGCAGCGGCUCCGGCAGGCUCGUGGAAUUGCUCAAGACCGGCCUAAAGCAAGAAAAAAAAAGUAAUAAAAAAGUCCUGCUCACAAUACCACUCCAUAAAAAGAUAAUGAAGGAGAAGAACCAGGAAGGAUGCCCAGUUCAGUACUUGUUAGACUCUUGUCCGACUGGAAGAACGCUAACUCGACAACCUGACGAAUCUGACAACCAGCGGCGGAAGGCAGAAGACUCGGGUGCGCCCGGGCACCUGCCGAGGACCAGACCGCCCCAGCAGGAGUCACAGAAAAACGUACAGAAACCAGCAAGGCAGCCACAGACAUCCGAGACACCAGAAGGCUCGGCUGCCCCACAGUCUCUAAGGAAAUCACAACAGCUCCAGCAAAAAGAAAGCGACCUCAAGAAACAGCAAGAGCAGCGGCAACAGCAGCAAAAGGAGGAAAAAGAUGCCGCGGCUCCUCAUUACCAGCUAAAGUCUCCACAACAACGGCAACAGCAGCAACAAAAGGAGGUCCGAGAUUAUGACCACAAACAGAUCUACCAGCACAGCGACGCUCAGGAGGGCCUGCCGCUGAGGAGUCAGCACGGUCAGGCUGAGGGAGAAGAAUUCAACUUUCUCAAGACAGAUCAUAACAAACCCAGGCAAGUGCCGCCUCUCCAGAGGACGCCAACGAUCGACAUUCCUGAGCCACGGCGCCGUGCAGGGGACAGUCACCGCACCCUGUACGAGCAGCAGUUGGUGCGCGCCGGCUCACUAGGCAGCGGGGAGCCAGCUGCCAUCUUAGAGCAGCGACGGAGCCGCUCUCCGCUCAGGACUCCCGGCCGAGCACACCCAGUUAGUGCUAUAAGUGAAGGUAAAUAUGCUUCACCUAUAACCUCCAGCUCUCCCCCUGGAGCAGGCCGAGGUGGUCCUCUCGAGAGGAAGCACAUCCUUAGCCAGGACGUACAAACCUCGCGGGAUUCAAUCUAUUCUCAGCUUUCAAAGUCGACUGAAAAAAGCCGAGCAUCUGAGGCCACCAGGCCACUCCCCGUGGUGGGCGGGGCGGCUGCGGCUGACUCACGGACAGGAAUCAUUCGCGCCGCGGCAAAGGCUUACACUGAAAGCUACCAGUCUUACUCAUUUUCAGGAUACCUGACCAAGAACAAAAGAGACUCAGUCGGAUCGAAAGAAUCUCCUUCAGUAAAAGACUUCACUGAAGUCGAGGUAGAAAUUAAGCAACCUCCAGCUGGCAGCAGCCAACGGGAAACACAAGAGAUCCCUGCUGCAGCCAGCCACAGCAGCGGCCCUCCGCCCCUCAGUAAGUCACAGUCUGGCAAGAUUAUUGUUCCUCUCACCUCCUUCGUACUAGCCAGUAAGUCAUCGGAGCCUGUGACGAAUCUCGAUAAAGUAGUAAUUAAGCAACCCCUCAGCGGGGAGACGUCAGUGAUCAAGAUUAACGCAGCCGAGACCAAAGAAGCACCAGUCAUCGGGAACACAAGCGCGUGUCACAAGGCCGACCAGGAGCGGGAGAAAGGUGACACCGGCGGCCAGGAACACCGGAGCAAACCUGCUCACCCUCAGCCUCACCCUCACCCCCCCACACCACAACACAAACCCCCCUCCAAGGACAAGGACACCCCCGCCAAGACCCGAGACAAACCCAUCAACACCUCCCGCGGUUCUUCCUCCAUAAACAAGAAACUCCCUCCUUUUAUCAGCGGAUUUCACUUCUCCCACGGCGGCGACAAAAUGAAGGGCAACAACGAAGGGGCGCUGCUAGUGGCGUGCCGGGUGGGCGAGGAGGACCAGGUGCUGAGGCUGCUGAAGGAGAUGACGGCUGCCGGAGUGCUGGACGCGGCGGUGCUCAACCAGGCGGACCGUUCAGGCAGGACUGCCCUGAGUUACGCCUGCGCCAACGCCUUCCAACGAGUGGUGGAGGUGCUCACGGGUCUGCCGGGCUCCGACAUCAACAAAUCUGACACCGACGGCAACACUCCCCUUCACUUCGCCUCGCAAGCUGGUCACACGGAGGUAGUCUCGCACCUGGUUAACAAGUGCAACAGAAGCGUCGACCUGGGACGCCCCGCAACGCUUUGGGAUUCACGCCGCUCAUGAAGGCAGCGCUGCAAGGCAGGACCAAAAUAGCGAAGAUCCUUCUUUUCGCCGGGGCGUCACCUCACCUGCGGGACUUCGGGCGGGGAAUGUGCGCUGUGGAGUGGGCGCGGUACACAGGCCGCCACGUCUGUUCGGAACUCAUUGACAGCAUACAGAAGUCGUGCUCAAGUCACAUCAGAGACCGGUGGACCAGUGACCCCGACCUGAAAUCGCACUCCUCUACGUCCAUCAACACCGCUGGGCCAAGGUGACAACAAGGAGUCUUGGAUAAAACACAAGAUCAGAAAAGCGUUCCACAAGUCUGAAUCUAAGAAGGAAUUCAGUGUAGUGACCAACCUCUCCACCAUGGCUGUCUGUGCCACCACCCCAGUCCUCCCUACCGCUGUUGCCUCACAGGACCUCAAGCCACACCAAGUGGUCGUCCCACAAGUUCAGGUGACGGAGGUUAAAGUCCCAGACUGUUAUGAGGAUCCUGAGGACACCCUCAGCCGCCUUCCCCCACCACCACCUCCCCCCGUCCUGCCCUCAGAAGAGGUUUCAUCUUCCUCCCCCUCAAAGUCCCCCAAGAAGCAGCCUGCUCGGUCAGCUUCUGCCAACACUGCCUCUAGCACCUCUCCUCCUUCAUCACCACCAUCAUCCCCACCAGCAACUUCCACCAAGCCUUCCACCUCACCCACCACCCCUGCCACAACAACCUCACCCAGCAAGGAUGAGUCACAGAAGGAGGCCUCAGUUGGGGAAACAAAGGCCAAUGGAGCAGCAAAGACCACAUCUCCCACCAAGGUGCCCUUCAGUACAUGUAAGAAGAAAAAAUAAGUAGGAUUUAUUAUGACCAAGGUGGCAUAUUGGCAGAUAUGUGGUUGAGACACCAUCAUCUGUCUCCCCCACCCCACCACUUGGAGACACACCUCUGGAGCCAAUGAUACACUUUUAUACCUGCUACUUUUAUUCACCUUCUCCCACAUGUUGGUAGAUGUUUUAACGCCGAGACUCUUCAUAAUCAUCAUCUAAGGGGAGUAUUCAUACAGGCACUCAUGUAUCUUGUGAGUGAGGCCUGUGGAAUCACCUCAUCUUCAGGCUAUGCUCGCAGUAUCAAUAUGUGCAUGUAUAUAUUUAUAUACUUGUACCACGAACUUACAUACAUCACCCACAAUUAUGUUGUGUCAUCAUUUAUGAAGGCAAUGUUAAAUUUUUCUUCUUUUGUAUACAGUUAAAAUAUAAACAGUUAAGAAGUUAGCAUUAGAUUCUGAUACAAUUCUCAUAGUUAUAACAAUUAUCUCAUAGUUGGGAAUUUACUGCCAUCUGAUCCUUGUGUUUUAUUGUCUGUUGGAUGCAGCAGUGCUGGGGCUGCCCUGACUAUGCCAGAGAAGGGUGGAGGAAUAGAAAGUUGCCAGUUGAGAAUGUGGGGUAACAAAUGUCUCCUUUUUAUCUGUGAUUCAGGAUUUGUCACUGAACUAGCUACACUUAUGUUGAGGCAUGGCAUGUGGUCCAUUCUGUCACUGUCACCAGUGUCUGCAUUCCUCGCAGAUACUCACUGAUAAACAGCUGCAGUACCUUUUGGGCUUGUUGAGCUCCUUUGCAGAUGUUACAUCUGACCUCAUUAUUUUUCCCCAAUUUACAGCUCUGUCUUAUGUUCACCAUAAGACACCUUAUUAUCACUACUCUGACCAUAACUAUUCAUUGCAAAGCUCCACAUCCAACCCGACACUACCAAAUACACUGUAGUUAUUCAUAUAUUUUAUUUCUUUAACAAUCCAACUAAAGAUUAAGGGUUAUUGAUUUAUACAACCAAUGGUUAUCAGUAUAGUUUCUCAUCAGCUUAGUUCUCUGCACCACAAUAAAUCAUAUACAUGUUUUAAUCAAGAAUCUUGAUCAGGCGUAAAUCUAAGCUGGCAUCCCUCAUGUUGGUGCCUCAUCAUUCCAACAAAGAUAGACAGUCAGACUCCUGUAUGACUCACCUCAGGCCUUCAAGGCUUGGGCCACCUCAAAGGCCCACUACUACUUGAUAUCCAUACAACAUUGCUUGUGUCCAUAAGUACAUUAUGUAAGGCUGCUAUUUACUGCAGCAGCUCUUCCCGUCCUGCUCUAUGUCAGAACCAGGACAAAUCAGCAAAUGCCAAGUCACAUCUGGAGGAACCUGAGGCUGGGAUCAGCAUCCCUCCCUCCCUUGUCCCCCUACCCCUGGUCAAACCAAAAUCUUUGGUCUGUUGAAUAUAUAAUAUUAUGAGCUUUAUACUGUUUGAUGUUUGGUAUCAAUUCUUCAGUGGUUAAUAAAAUAAAAUUAUCCUUUUCUUCAUUAUAUAUCCUUAUCACAUUAUUUAAUAUUCACUGUUACAUCUCGGCGUGUUUCUUGUGCCUAUGUACCUUACCUUUACAAUCAAUUAUUAAACAGUAAAUAUAUGUUAUCCAUAAAA